AUGGCAACAGUAAAAUUAUGGUCAAGCAUUUACAAUUCCUAUCUAGUCCCAUAUACCGAGACUAUUAGAGAUAGGAUUGUGGUGUAUGAGGCUCUUGCGCCGUAUGUGAAGGAAGCUUCGCAAGAGAGUAUACUAUUUAUGACGAUUGGAUUGAUUGUAACUGCUGUGAUUGUGGUUGUUUCCUUGAGAAAUUUGAUGUAUCCUAAACAAGAAAGUAAUGAGCCGCCUAUGGUCCCUUAUUGGAUUCCGUUUCUUGGGUCUGCUAUUCGUGUUGGAACCGAUCCUAUUAGAUUCUACCAAGAAUGCCAGGAAAAGUACGGCAAAUUCUUCACUAUUACAUUAGUCGGUCGUAAAAUGGUCACCUGUCUCGGUGCAGAGGGAAACAAUUUUGUAUUCAACGCAAGACUAGCAGAUGCAUCAGCCGAAGAAGCAUAUAAGGGGCUCACGGUACCAGUAUUCGGCACAGGCGUAGUUUAUGAUGUACAGAAUUCAGUUCUUAUGGAACAGAAAAGAUUUGUAAAGGCCGGAUUGUCUCAGGAGAAUCUGAGAGCAUACGUCCCGAUGAUUAUCAAAGAAACGCUUGAAUACUUUGAGCGAUGGAACGAGCCCAAAGGAACUGAUGAUAUUCACGAAGCCAUGGCCGAGUUGGUUAUUCUGACCGCAUCAAGAUGUUUGUUGGGAGAUGAUGUCAGAUCUCAAAUGGACGAGUCAUUCGCCAAGGUAUACAGCGAUCUGGACGGUGGUUUCGCUCCGAUAAACUUUAUCUUUGAAGAUCUUCCCUUACCAGCCAACAGGCGUCGCGACCAAGCACAUGUCAAAAUGCGAAACUUUUUCCUAUCGAUCAUGCAACAACGUCGAAAAAAUAAACGCACUGAUACCCAUGACAUUAUGCAAUACCUGUUGGAUAACUGUGAAUAUAAAAACGGGAGACGAUUAUCCGAUCAAGAAGCAGCACAUAUUCUCAUUGCACUCUUAUUAGCCGGACAGCAUACAAGCAGUACGACAUCGGCGUGGGCGUUAAUCUACUUGGCUCAGAAUCCGGAAAUUUUUGAUGCUCUUCGCGAGGAGCAGAUCAGAGUUUUGGGUUCAUUGGAUGCGGAGGUUACUUUUGAUUCUUUGAAGCAGAUGCCUAUAUUGGAUAAUGUUGUUCGCGAAACAUUGAGAUUGAGACCGCCAAUUAUGACUAUGAUCAGGAAAGUGCUUAGAGAUUUGCCUAUUCCGGGAACAGAAUACGUAAUUCCCCAGGGUGCUUACAUCCAGGCCGUGCCCAUGAUUUCGCAGAGAGAUGAUGGGUAUUUUAAGAAUGCUGACAAAUUUAGCCCUUUUCGAUGGGAAGAUUAUGAUAAACAACAAAAGGAACGAGAUGAUGAUGUGGUUGAUUAUGGGUGGGGUGCUAUUCAUACUUCAUCUGCCAAGUCGCCUUAUUUACCAUUUGGAGCUGGCCGUCAUCGGUGCAUCGGUGAGUCUUUUGCGUAUGUACAGAUCAAAACUAUCCUUGCAACAUUUGUCCGAAUGUUCGAUUUGCGACUCCAUAAUAACAAAUUCCCUGAAGUCGAUUUUACUACCUUAAUUGUUACACCUGUGAAACCUUUGGUUGACUAUACGAGACGCGAUCAAAAGAAAUAA
Molecule: messenger RNA, 1626 nt
Organism: Paraglomus occultum
Lineage: Eukaryota; Fungi; Glomeromycota; Glomeromycetes; Paraglomerales; Paraglomeraceae
Source: the annotation of a GenBank genome assembly